AUGGGAGAGACAAAUAAAUGGAGGAUUGUCCUUCUUGGAAAAACAGGAGCUGGGAAAAGUAGCCUAGCAAACACAAUAUUUGGAAAGAAAGUGUUCAAAAACAACAAUUCUCCCAACUCUGCAACAAAACGAUGUCAAACAAAAACCAGACCUGUCAAUGGAAGAAUAAUCAAAUUGAUCGACACUCCUGGUUUCUUUGACACAGACAGACCUGAAGAGGAGCUGAAGCCUGGGAUAAUGAGGUGUAUCAGGAAAUCUCUUCCUGGGCCUCAUGCUUUUCUUAUUGUGCUUAAAUUGGAGAGAUUCACUGUGCAGGAGAAAGCUGUCAUUGAGAUAAUAGGUAAAUAUUUCUCUGAAGAAGUUUUCAAAUAUGUUACAAUUGUCUUCACUCAUGGUGACCAGCUUGAAGAAAGAAAGGAAAUUGAGGACAUCAUCAGUGAUAAUCAGGGUCUGAGUGAUCUGGUGCAGAAGUGCGGCAACCGAUGUCAUGUCAUUGAUAAUAAAUACUGGAAGAACAACCAGCAGGAUGAAUACAGGAGCAACCAGUUCCAGGUGAAGCAGCUACUCAAGACAAUAGACAAGAUGGUGAUGGAAAACAACAGCAGCUAUUACACAAAUAAAAUGCUACAGAAAAUGGAGAGAAUGACGAAACAGAAGGGAAAGAGAAAAUUCAAAAAAAUUCUCAAGUCUGUUCGUAUUCCCGCAGAAGUAUUGUUUAGAGCUUUUCUUGGUGAGUCAGCAAUGAUCAUUGCUGUUAUCACAGUCUUUAUGACUAUGCCAAAACCGGUAGCAGUUGGAGUAGAGGAGCUUGCAGUGGGAGCAGCAAGAGUAGCUGCAGCCAUAGCUGGAUUAGAUAUAGCUGCAGGAGCUGCUGUUGCAGCAGGAGCAGUGAAAAACCUACUGGGGAAAACUGGAUCUGGGAAGAGCAGCCUGGCUAACACCAUAUUCAAAGAGGCCAAAUUCAAAAUUAACCAUGUUAAUGAAUUGAAAACACAUUUUUCUGAAGCAGUAACCAAAUCAGUCAAUGGAAGAAGCAUCACUUUGAUAGACACUCCUGGUAUCUUUGACCCAGGUCUGUCUGAAGAGGACAUGAAGCCUGAGAUGAUGAGGUGUAUCACUGAGUGUGCUCCUGGGCCUCAUGCUUUCCUCAUUGUGCUUAAAGUGGAGAAAUUCACUAAGCACGAGAAAGCUGUCAUCACAAAAAUGAGUGAAUAUUUCUCUGAAGAUAUCUUCAAAUAUGCUGCAGUAGUCUUAACUCAGGGUGACCAGCUCCCAGAAGGAAUGAAGAUUGAGGAGUUUGUCAGUGAAAGUGAGCAUAUGAGCGAUCUGGUGAAGAAUUGCAGCGGCCGGUGCCACGUCGUUGAUAAUAAAUACUGGAAGAACAACCAGCAGGAUGAAUACAGGAGAAACCAGUUCCAGGUGGCAGAGCUACUCAACACUAUAGACAAGAUGGUGAUGAAAAACAAAGGAGGCUACUACACCAAUGAAAUGCUACAAACAGUGGAGAGAGAAAUACAGAAAGAGGAAGAGCGCAUCAGACUGUCACCAGGAAACAUCUCACAGGAAGAGAUCAGACAGCAGGCUAAAAGCAGAGUCUUAAAGAAGCAUCUGAACAAUGCACCACAUAGACGUAUUAGACGUUUUGUGGGUUUUGCGUUCAUUGCUGGAUUAAUUGCAGUUGUCUCAGCUGUGUUGAUCAAGUCAAAAUUUAAGAAAGAUGAAGUAUUAGCAACACCACUAGCAACAGUGAGGCAGAAGGAGAAGCAGAAGAAGAAGCAGUACCAACAGAAGCAGAGGAUGGAGCAGAUGAAACAGAACAAGAAGAGGAAGAAAAAACUGAGGAAGAGUCAACAACAGAGGCAGAAGACGAAGAAGGAGCAUCAACUGAAACAGAAGGAGAAGAAAAGGAGGCAACAACAGAAGCAGAGGAUGGAGCAGAUGAAACAGAACAAGAAGAGGAAGAAAAUAGAAAAAGAAAAAAUGAGCAGGCUAAAAAAGAUGCAAACAGAGAAGAAGCAACAAAAACAAAAAAAGAAGCAGCAAGUAGUGGAUCAGGUGGUUUUUUUGGGUUCCUCACAGGUCUAG
Scomber scombrus (Atlantic mackerel) is the source of this 2085-nucleotide messenger RNA. RefSeq lists its product as uncharacterized. NCBI's taxonomy places the organism in Eukaryota, Metazoa, Chordata, Actinopteri, Scombriformes, Scombridae. The record is from RefSeq and is a predicted model, not a curated record. Bases 1 to 2085 code for a protein of 694 amino acids. The transcript is spliced from 4 exons. Gene Ontology annotation, molecular function: GTP binding.